Messenger RNA from Prorocentrum cordatum, 6534 nucleotides. The record is from the annotation of a GenBank genome assembly. NCBI's taxonomy places the organism in Eukaryota, Dinophyceae, Prorocentrales, Prorocentraceae.
AUGGCUGCCUUCGAGGACGGCAUCGGGGCGCGGUGUGGCCGCACCUCCGCGUCGGAGCAGCUGUGGAUGGGGCUCUCGGGAGCAGCUGUGAAGGGCUCAGAGAUCAGCUACAGCGCUGGGAUUAGCGCGUGCGAGAAGGGCUCGCAGGGGCUCCUCCACAGGGUCACCAAGUGGCGCCAGGCUUGGCAGGCCCCCAAGGGCAGCAUAUCCAAGAAGCUGCUCCCAGCGGAGCCUCAGGCCGCCGUGGACCAGGAGUUGCACGACUGGUCGAAGGUCUGGGUCACUGGCUCAGGUUUCCCCAAGCCAUGGAGGGGCCUCCAGCAAGUCGCUGUCACGCCGCCCAGCCCUCACCACCUGCGUGGCUUGGCCCAGCGUUUCAAGGCCAAGACGGGGAUUGGCGUGGACGGGUGGCAACCAAAGCUUUGGGCGUACCUCACGGACGGCACGCUCUCGGUGCUCGCGAGCUACGACUACACGGCGGCGGGCCAAUCCUCCGAGCGGGCCCUGUGGAAAGCUUUGUUGGACGAUGAGCUCGUGUUGGGCACAGGCAUACGUGCGGCUACGAUGCUGGCGGACCUCGCCAAGUGUUAUGAGAAGGUUUCCCAUGAGCGUAUGUGGUGGCUUGCAGCUUGGUGGGACGGCCCGCUGGAGGUGGUCGCGCUCGCGCUGGAGAGUUUCGCCUUUGGCCGUGUCAUUCGUCUUGGGGAGGCCUGCUCCGCGGAGGUCUUGUCCUCCACAGCGCUCCCAGCGGGCAGCCGUUUCGCGCCCACUUUCCUGAGGUUCUACCUCAUGCUGUGCUUAGACGACCUGCUGGGGGUCUUCCGCCUCACGAUCUACCUGUACGUUGAUGACAUCGCCCUGCGGGUCAUGUCCACCGAGGCGCGCGUCUUGCACAUUUUGCCGCAGGCCACGCGCUUGCUGUUCUGGAUGCUGGAGUCCUUCCUGGGCCUGGAGGUAGCCCGAGCGCGGGACGGGGCGAAAGGCAAGUGCUCCUUCCUGCAAACGGCCACUCCGUCUUCAGGCUUGACGCAGGCCAUGGCCGUCCUGGGAGUGCCACCCAGCACCUCGGAGCGGUGGCUCGGUAUCGACUACGGUCCCAGCGUCAAGGCAGAGAACCAGUCAGCCCCAGUCAGACACGCGAGGCUCAAGGUAGCCAAGCAGCGCUGGCCAAGAUACGCGGCCUUCCUCGUGCACGCGGGGGCAAGCUCAAGAUGGUCGUGCGGCAGGGCCUCGGAGCCUCGGUCGCCUACGGUGCCCGUGUCCGUGGCACGCCCAGGAGGGGACGUACAUCUGGAUCUACUGCAGAUCUGCCCCAAGUCCGUUGAGGCCGCCGUGCUGCUGGCCGCCCGUUCCCGAGCUUUGUGCCAGUGGGCGGCGGCCCAGCCCGAGCGGGCUGCGCUCCUGCCAGCGCCGUGGCUCACCCCAGCGAGGCAGUUGGUCAAGCGACGCAAGCAGGACGGGUGGCUGCAGCACCAUGCCGACGCGGUCAAGAAGGCGGUGCUGGGAGGUUUCCCUUCGCAGGAGGCCCUUUUCUUGUCGGGCCAGGCGGACACUCCGUAUUGCCAGUUGUGCGACGACACGACCUGUUUCGGCACGCACCAGCACUAUUACUGGCGGUGCGGCAGCCCGACGUGUGCUACAGUAAGGGAGCAGCUGACAGCCCACGACGCAUCACCUACCUUCAGAGACGUCGUCCACCUGGGCGUGUCGGCCUCCUCGUCGGAAGCCUCAAGGUGGCUAUGGGAACGGGGUCUGCGGCGGACCCCAUGUUACGGCUUGGCUUGGAGUCUACCGUCGCAGCGCACCUAUUGGAUCGUCAAUGGCGCGGCCCCCGAGCUCACGGGUGUGCUGGUGUCGGACGGAUCAGUCAAGGGCUUGGAUGACCUCAGGCACGGCGGCUGGGCGGCUUUGCAGUGCACAGCGGAGGCCGAGGAUGUGGUGCAGGGCCUGUACGGCCCACUGCCCUUUCCUGACCCCAGCUCGGUCCUGGCAGAGUUGUGGGGUCUCCUCCACGCCCUCAGGCAUGCGGUCUUCAUCACGGCCAUCAUCAUUGACAAUGCCCAGGUGGUCCGAGGCUUGGCACGUGGCAGGGCAUGGUGUUGCUCCUCGGCCAGGCCCUAUGCGCACGUCUGGCUUGAGAUCUGGGACCGCCUGGACGACAUGGACAUCCUUCCUGGCAGAGAGCUGUCUGUCAUCAAAGUCACAUCGCACAUAUCGCAGGCCAAACGUCUAGAGCUGCCAGAGGAGGUCCAGAUUCAUAUGAAGCACAAUGAUUUAGCAGACGAAUGGGCCAAGCAAGGGGCAGACCUCAGCGCGCCGCCAGAGUGGGCCACGUUGCAGGUCAAGCAGGAGCUCAAGGCCACCAAGCGCGUGCUCGAGUACAUCGGGCACUUCAGGGUCCUCCUCGACGGGGUCAAGUUGGCGGAGCCGAGGCCCAAACGACAGCAGGGCCAAGAGGUCCACACUCCGCAGGCAGCGCGGCCUCACGCUGGUCCCAGGCACCCGCACGUUCUGGAAGUGUGCCGCGGUUAUUCCAAGUGCACCAGCUGCGGCAAGAUUGCCCGCACUCGCCUUGCGGCCUUUCAGUUGCAGGAGUGCCGUGGUCGUCUCCAAGGGCUCCAGGGCAAGUUAGUCAAGAGUGCGGUCAAGAGAGGCAGGGUGGCAGUGCCUCUUCUCGUUGCAGCAGGCGCCGCCGCUCGGCCUGUCCGACAACGGGCAGACCAUGGAGAUCAGGAUGAGCCUCGUGUAGAGCCCGACCCUGCGCCAGCCUCCCAGCUGGGCCCCGACCCGCUGUGGGCUCAUGUCGCAGCAGCCCGUGAGGCUCUGGGCAGGAUGGAGCGGAUACCCGACGGCCCUGCGUGCAUGGGAACCCCGUCAAGCCAGCCACACAUCACGCUCGAGCAGCAGCAGGUCCGUUCCAUCAUAGACGAUGCCAUCAUCUGGGCGUCUUUCUGGAUCGAUCGCUUCGACGUGGCAGGCUUCACCAACGAGUGGGACUACCGCACGUGGUGUUCGGAAUACCUUGAGAGGUUUCUCAGCCUGGCGACGUGGACUCCAGUUCGAGAGCGUCUUUUACGUAGCAACCCUGGCCGCACUCUAGGGCAGGUAGUCGACGAUCUAUGCGCUACCUCUUGGACGCGGGCCGAGCCAGCCCGUCAGGCUCAGUUCGCCAGAGUACGGCCUGACUCGGGUUUGACAGCCAAACAGCGACGUCGGCUGCUUCGGCAUCACUUCGACGUGCUGAACCAGGUCAGGGAGCGUUUCAAGGAGCUUCUGGGAGAUCGUGCUCCGCCUGAGACGGCCUCGUGGCACCAGUGGGUCUUCGAGCCCCUCUCCCCGGAGGACGACCAAGGAGGUGAUGCGGCAGGCCGCGCAGCCGAGGGCACCAUGGGGUACGACGAUGCCGACGAGUUCGCGGCCCUCAGCGUGCACAGCGACCUCGAGGUAGUGGAGGCAGGCGGCACGGCGGCCUUCGGCACCCAGGCGUCAGAGCGCUUGUCGUCGCCCAAUCCCGACCUCGCCCCCAGGGCACUCCAGCCACAGGAGGAGGGAGCUCCAGCGGGUGGGGUGAGGCGGGAGGGUGUUUUGCGGAUCCGCAGUGCGGCAGCCUCCAGUUCCCAAGAAGUGGUCGGCGGUGCUGUGGCUGGCGCUGGGGCAGCAGUUCCCACGGUGUCGACUGCGGGUCAACCUGAUGGUGAGCCUGGAGCUGAUCAGGGCGAUUUGGCCAGCGCCCUGGCCGUGGACGGCAAGGAUGCCACACAGGCAAAGGCCGCAGCGUGCUCCGCCCCCCUGGAGGCACACCAAGCUCGGGCUGGCCAGGGCAGCCUGAAACACGGUGGUAAGGCCCCUAGGACUGGUUCCUCAGCAUCUUCGGCGGCGGCGGCGGGCUUGGGCCAGGGAGCAUUGGCACCGCUGGCGGGGCCCCCGCCGCCCUCGGCUGCGGCCGCGGCGGCCUCGGAGCCAGAGCAGGCUGCGCGCGGGCGGGCGGCCUCUGCCCAGCCCGCCAGGAGUGGCCAGGCGCUGCCUGGGACGGCCAGGGCAGCUUCGGCGGAGCCGAGGCCGCAUACGGUCGAGAUCAUCGGCCACUUCGUGGUCUGCGUGGUGCGCGGGUCCUACUACAGCUCGGUGGCCAGGAACCUCGGCGGGCCGUGCAGGAGGCUGGACCCGCGUGACCCAGGCGACAGGGAGCGCCUCAGGCGCAUCCGCCGCAUCCAGCGCGGCCAGGACCCAAAAACUGUCAGCUACAACGCUGGGGUCAGCGCGUGCGAGAAGGCUCGGGCUCGGCCCGUCCCCGCCGCCUGCCGCGGGCUGGCGGUGGACGUGAGCCGCGGGGCUGCGCCUCUGCCGCUCUCCUCGGCCGUGGCGCUGCUUGGCGGCAUGGCCUUCUGCAGCCUCUGUGGCGGCUGCUGCAUCGGGGCCCCAGCGGCCCGCUGGUGUGGGCGGCUGCCCUUCACCCGCGCGCGCGCGGAACGAUCGGUGCCCCUGCGGGGCACGGUCGGGCGCGCGGCGCGCAUUGGCCUACUGCCCAGGGGCUCAGUCAGCUACAACGCUGGGAUCAGCGCGUGGAAGAAUGGCGAGCAGUGGCAGCGUGCUUUGGCGCUGCUGAACGAGAUGUGGGAGGACGUCUUCAAGCACGUCGUGCUCGUGGCCCUGCUGCAGCAGAUGGCGGCGGGCGCAGAGCCCUUCACUUUCAUCUCGGGGGAUCAGAGAGUGUGCAACCAGGCCUUGGGCUCCUCCUCGCGCGACCUGAAACUCUACCCAGGCUCGCCGGCGCUGGCGUGGCAGUGGCUGAGGCCGCAGGACACCGCCGUUCUGUUCGAGGUCGCCACCAAGCCCUACGAGGCCCUGAGGCGGAGCUUUUCCUUGCUGGACCGAGGGGAAGGUCGCCGCCUCUCGCUGCUGCACGACGACUCGUACCUGCGGCUCACCUUUGGGCCCUGGCCCUGGCUCAGCGGGCGGGAGCUGGUGCUCCUGGACCCGCCAUACGAUUCCAUACAGUCCCACAACACGUGGAACGUGUUCGCCCUCAGGCGCCUGCUCCAGAGGUCGCCCUCCAGCUGCGUGGCCCUGUGGUACCCGCUGGUGGACCAGGAGAAGGUCGCGGGUCUGCACAGCCGCGUCCAGAGCCUCGCCGCGGGCCGCGUGCUGGUGGCCGAGCUGUGGCUCGGGGGCGCGUGGCCGCGUGGGGGGCGCCAGACUCGGAGUGAGGUUGACGAGGAGCACCCGAGCGCUGGAGUACAGCCACAGCAGAUCCUGAUCGACGACGGCCGGGUCGACGAUCAGGCACGACAGGCCCAGGUGUGGAGCCACGCGUGCGCCGAGGCCGCACACCCCAGGCGGGCCACUGGGGGCAUGCUCCGAGUCAGCUACAGUGCGGGGGUCAGCGCGUGCGAGAAGGGCGAGCAGUGGCAGCGGGCCUUGGCGCUGCUCAGCGAGAUGCGGGAGGCGAAGCUGGAGUCCACUGUCAUCAGCUACAACGCUGGGGUCAGUGUGUGCGCAAAAGGCAAGCAGUGGCAGCGGGCCUUCACGCUGCUCAGCGAGAUGCGGGAGGCGAAGCUGGAGCCCAAUGCCAUCAGCUACACCGCUGGGAUCAGCGCGUGCGAGAAAGGCGAGCAGUGGCAGCGGGCCUUGGCGCUGCUCAGCGAGAUGUGGGAGGCGAAGGUCGAGCGCGACGUCAUCAGCUACAGCGCUGGGAUCAGCGCGUGGGCAAAGGGCGAUCAGUGGCAGCGGGCCUUGGUGCUGCUUAGCGAGAUGUGCGGGGUGAAGCUGGAGCCCAACGUUAUCUAUACUCUACAACGCUGGGAUCAGCGCGUGCGAAAAAGGCGAACAGUGGCAAUGGGCCUUGGCGCUGCUCAGCGAGAUGCGGGAGGCGAAGCUGGAGCCCAAUGUCAUCAGCUACAAUGCUGGGGUCAGUGCGUGCGAGAAGGGCGUUCAGUGGCAGUGGGCCUUGGCACUGCUCAGCACGAUGUGGGAGGUGGAGCUCGAGCCCGAUGUCAUCAGCUGCAACGCUGGGAUCAGCGCGUGCGAGAAGGGCGAGCAGUGGCAGCGGGCCCUGGUGCUCCUCAGCGAGGUGCGGGAGGCGAAGCUGGAGCCCAACGUCAUCUUCAGCUACAACGCGGGGAUCAGCGCGUGCGAAAAGGGCGCUCAAUGGCGGUGGGCUCUGGCGCUGCUCAGCGAGAUGCGGGAGGCGAAGCUGGAGCCCAAUGUCAUCAGCACUACAGCGCCGGGAUAAGCGCGUGCGAGAAGAGCGGGCAGUGGCAACGUGCUUUGUCGCUGCUGAGCGAGAUGUGGAAAACGAAGGUGGACCCGAACGUCGUUCAGCUACAAUGCAGGGAUCGGCGCGUGCGCGAAGGGCAGGCAGUGGCAGCCAGCGUUAGCGCUGAUCAGCGAGAUGUGGGAGGCGAACCUGGAGCACGACGUCAUCAGCUACGUCGUGGGGAUCAGUGUGUGCGAACGUACGGGGACAAACUAUUCGAACCACCACACACAUAUGAGAGGUAUGUUCAUGAUCCCCCCCCCCGAACACACUGUUGA